CUUCUCAAAGUUCUUUGUUCCUCUCCUUGUUUCUUCCACCGCCACCACCUCAAAGUAUAUCUCAAACCAAACCUUACUGUACCUUUACUCUUUCGAGAGAGAGAGAGAGAGAGAGAGAUUCUCAGAUUUUAGGCUUGCGAGAAAAAAGUGUGUGUUUGUGUUUUCCGAAGAAGCUAGAAAAGAGAAAAGGAAGGUCUGGUUUUUGGCAAUUUUGGGAGCUGAAAAAUACAGGACUUUAAGCGAGCAAGUAGGAAAGAGAGUGACUCUGGAGUCUAGACCAAAACUGUUUUGACAGAACCAAACAAUAUCAACUACCUGAAACAAGAUGACCCAACUUUAAAGAAACUUCCUUGAACUUUUGAUUCAAGUUGAUCUGUUUACUACCAGAUAUAAGAGCACGAAAAUGGGUUGCUGUUAUUCAAGAGUGGAGAGGGAAGAGAUCGUGUCACGAUGCAAAGCAAGGAAGAAGUACAUGAAGCAGCUAGUCAGGGCAAGGCAAGCUUUCUCGGCUGCCCACAGCUUGUACCUUCGAUCUCUUCGCAGUACAGGCUCAGCUCUGCUCCAGUUCGCCAAUGCCGAAACCAAUCUCCACCACCACCAUGCCCCACUGCCGCUUCCCCCUCCUACUCCUCCGCCUCCGCCAAUGAGCCCCAGCUCCGACACGUGGACGUCUAUAACUGCUUCCCCGGCUCUUCCGCCGCCGCCUCCACCUCCGCCGGCGUCGUCCACCUGGGAUUACUGGGACCCAUUUGUGCCGCCUUCGUCGUCCGCCGUGACGGAGGAAGAGUGUGAGGAGACCCCGAUGACGGCUUCGGAGGCUGUGGCCACGACCACCACCGCCGCAGCGAUCAACACGCCGCCACCUUCGGUGAUCAAUGGGCUCUCUAAAGACACCACCGCCACGAGUGAGCUCGCCAUGGUAGUGUCAAGGAAUAGUAAAGAUCUCGUCGAGAUUAUGAAGGAGCUUGACGAGUACUUUCUCAAGGCCGCUGAUGCUGGUGGUCAGGUCUCCUCACUUUUGGAAGUUUCAAGCUCCAGCUGUUCUACUCAAGGUAGUAAAGAAGGAAAAGUUUACAAUCAUGGAUUCAGUUUGAGUCCAUCGUUGUGGACAUGGGGUUUGAAUUCAAAAUUGUUUGAUUUUGAGAAGAUUGGAGGUGGGGAAAUGGUGGGAAGUGGCGUUUUGGUUGGGGGUAUUGCCGGCGACAGCCACUGUUCAACUGUGGAGAGGCUCUAUGCUUGGGAGAAGAGAUUGUACCAGGAAGUCAAGACUGCAGAGACCAUAAAGAUAGAGUAUGAGAAGAAGGUGGGGCAGCUGAGGAAGCUUGAGGUGAAGAGGGAUGACUAUGUGAAGACUGAGAAGAACAAGAAAGAGGUUGAAAAGUUGGAAUCCCAAAUGAUGGUUGCUUCCCAGGCAAUAGAAACCACCUCUGAUGAGAUCAUCAAAUUAAGGGAAACCGAACUCUACCCACAACUCAUUGGCCUUGUCAAAGGAUUGAUGUGCAUGUGGAGAAGCAUGUAUGAGUGUCACCAAGUCCAAACCCACAUAGUUCAGCAGCUGAAAUACCUCAAUACCAUCCCUUCGACUGAGCCAACAUCCGAGAUUCACCGGCAAUCAACGCUCCAGCUUGAGCUUGAGGUCCAGCAAUGGCACCAGUCCUUUUGCUAUCUUAUUAAGGCCCAAAGGGAUUACAUCCAGUUGCUCGCAGGUUGGCUUCGGCUUAGCCUCUUCCAGAUGAGCAAAAAUCCGCUAUCUAGAACUGGUGAUCAGGAAUCCAGAAUUUAUUCUCUUUGUGAAGAAUGGCACGUUGCAGUUGACCAUAUCCCAGACAGGGUGGCAUCUGAAGGAAUCAAUAGCUUCUUAACAGUAAUCCAUGCCAUUGUGGUUCAACAAGCAGACGAGCAUAAGCAGAAGAAGAAGUCAGAAUGUGCAUUUAAAGACCUCGAGAAGAAAGUGAAUGAGCUUAGAUCACUCGAGAGUAAGUAUGGGCGAUAUUCCACGCCAGAAUUCUCUGUCACUACAGGCGGAAAGGACCCAGUUGCAGAGAAGAGAGCCAAGGUGGAGAUCUUGAGAGCAAAGGCAGUGGAGGAGAAAACCAAGCACGAAAAAUCGGUCAGCAUAACAAGGGCAAUGACACUGAAUAAUCUUCAGAUGGGCUUUCCACAUGUGUUUCAGGCGGUAGAGGGGUUUUCCAGCGUGUGUACUCAAGCGUUUGAAUCAGUAUGCAACAAAGCCAAAAGUGCUGGUGAGGAGCAUGAUGUGAAGAGGAUACUAGCUUGAGGAGAAAACCCAGAUUUGGAAAAACGAGAGUGGUGGUUUUGUGAAUAGAUCAAGUGCGUCGUUUUGGGUGUGACAAAACUGAACUGCACCGCAGCAGCAGCAGCAGCAGCAGGAGGUUGCAGGAUUCUUCCCUACGCAAGUCCUUUCUGCACAGUAGUUAAAAGUACAAAGUAAUGGAAGAAUUCACGACCUCGGAGCCUCUGGCCGUAUUCUUUCUUCAUCUCUUCUCGGAGCGGGAGGCAGCUGGUGGUUUGCCGUUCACCUAGGUAGGAGUUUUUUUUUUUUUUUUAAUUAUUAUUAUUAUUACAAUUUUAUUCCUUGGUUUUGUCUUUGCCAUAAGUUAUAACAGUUUGCAUGCUUGUAUUUUUACAUCAAUGUUUUGUAUUAUAUUUCUAAUGAAGGGUUGU
This is a messenger RNA of Juglans regia (Persian walnut), 2685 nucleotides long. Its product is annotated as protein ALTERED PHOSPHATE STARVATION RESPONSE 1-like. Bases 404 to 2278 code for a protein of 624 amino acids. Lineage: Eukaryota; Viridiplantae; Streptophyta; Magnoliopsida; Fagales; Juglandaceae. The transcript has 4 exons. The record is from RefSeq and is a predicted model, not a curated record.